Plasmodium gallinaceum is the source of this 7404-nucleotide messenger RNA. RefSeq names its product cell cycle associated protein, putative. The record is from RefSeq and is a predicted model, not a curated record. The transcript has 5 exons. Gene Ontology annotation, molecular function: protein binding. Bases 1 to 7404 code for a protein of 2467 amino acids. NCBI's taxonomy places the organism in Eukaryota, Apicomplexa, Aconoidasida, Haemosporida, Plasmodiidae.
AUGAAAAAUAUAUCAAUUGAUAAUAGAAAAUUGGAGUUUUUUAAUUUGGAAAAUAAAAUAACAGGAAAAACAAAUGACUACAAUAAUAAUUCUAAUGCCAUUAUUAAUUGUUUCAAUAUUAAUAGAACAAAUGAAAAAGUUUACUACAAAUCAAAAAAGAACAAUAAAUUGUGUGUUUUAAAAGAUUUAAAUUUUAAUGGUGAUUAUUUGGUUAAAAAGAAAAGAAAAGAAAAAAAAUUGAUUAUCAAAAAUAACGAACUAAAUUUACGUAAUAAAUAUGAUUAUUUUUUGAAAAAAAAGUGUGAUAUAUUUAAUCUUCAAUCAUUUAAUACUAGAAGCCACAACUUAAGUAAUAUACAUGAUAUCUAUUACAUAUAUAAAGAUGGAUCAGAUAUUUCCGAUAUAAUUAUUAAAAGAUAUAAUGAAAAUAUUUAUGUAAGUAUAUUUAAUAAUAUUCUUCUUUUAAUAAACCCAUCGGAGCAUAUAAAUAUUUUCUAUAAAUUAUUAUUUAAAUCUAAAAAUAAAAAUAAUUAUAUAUUUUACUCAUUUAUAAAUAAUGCUUUGAAAAAAAAUUUAGGAGAAGUUGAAUUUGAUUAUAUUUCAGAUCUGGAAGAAGAAUCUGAGAGUUCAGAAGAAAUUAAAAAAGUAAUUAAUUAUAUAAAUAGAAAAUCAGAUAAAAAUAAAAUAUGUGGACACAAUUUCAAAGAACUUAAAAAACAAAAGAAGAAAAAAAAAAACUUAAUUGAUAUUAAAAAAGAUUUAAUUAAUAAUAACAACAAUGAAAUUAAAGAAUUGCAUAAAGACAUUUUAAGUAAAAUUCGUAUUAAUUUUAAUUUAGUUUUCAAUAUUAAUAACAGUAGAAAUAAAGAAAUUGUUACUAAUAAUAAUUCAAAGAAAUUAAUUAAUUCUACUAGUUUUAGUAAUAUAUAUAUAGCAAAAAAUUCUACGUUUAAUUCUUUUAAUUUUGAAAAUAAAUUAUUAUUUAUAUAUGGUGAAAAAUACAGUAACCAAAAUAUAAUAAAUAAAUAUAUUUUCAAACAUAUAAUAAAAACGGAAAAUUCUGAGGUAUAUCAUAAUUAUAAAAAAGUUAUGAGUAUCAUUAAUUUAUUUUUUAAUUCUAAAUGUUAUAAUUAUAUAAUACAUUACUGUAAUGAAAAUAAAAUAUUAUAUUUUAAUUUUGCCCCUUUUUUUUUAUAUGAUCAAAAUAAUGUAACAAACAUUUGCAAAAAAAUAACUGAUUUUUAUGAGGAAUUAAUUAGUGUAAAUAUUGAAAAUGAAGAAAAAUCUUCUAAUGAAAGUAUAAAAAACAAUAUAGAAAAUUUUAAUCAUUUUAAUACUUCAACAGAUAAUUUAAGAUAUCAAAACAUUAAGAAUUAUUAUAAAAUAAUGGAAAAUUCUAAUUAUAAAGAUAACAUAAAUAAUAAACCAGAAUUAAAUAAAAAAAGUAAAUAUAGUGAUAAUAAUUCUAAUAAAAAUGAUUUUAUUAGUAUUCCAUUCAUUUUUUUUUUUCUUCUUCAGAGUAUAUUGAUAGAUAAUUCUAAUAAAAAUUUAAAAGUCUUAAAAUUGCAUCCUUUAGAUAUAAAAAAAAUAUAUAAAAAUUACAUUGAAUCUCCUUGUAUUGAUCUUAAAACGUCUGACAUUGAAAGAAUCUUUUCCAAUUUUUUAGAAUUAGGUUUUACUGAGCAGGAUAUUAUUUCUAUAAAUAAAAUAAUUUUUGCAAUUAUUUUUAUAAAUGUAUAUAUUAAUAUUAGAAGAUGUUUAAAAAUAAAUGAGGAAAGGACAUUAAAUUGUUUAAAAAUUCAAUUAAUUAAAAUUGAAGAUUUUAUGAAAUUAAGAAAAUGGGAAAUAACGGAAAAAAAAAGUAAUGAAGAUAUUUUUGCACAUAAUGAUUCCAAUAAUUCAUCCUUUUUGCUUAGAAAAAAAAGUGAGGAAUUACAAGAAAAUAAUUUUAACAAUUUAUUUAAUUUUAAUAUAGAUAAUUAUUUAAGUAGUGGUUUAAGUUCAUUUUCAGAUGUAGAUGAGAUUAAUGUAAUUAAUAAUAUUAUUAAAAGUAAAUAUACGAAAGAAGAAAGUGCAAAUGAGAGUAGAAACAAAUAUAAUGAAAAUUCAAGUGGAAGAAAAUCGGAAGAUAGUAAGUUAAAUAUAAAAAGAUAUAAUACAAGAGAGAGUAGUGAAAACAAUGAAAACUUAAGUGGUAAUGAUACAUUUGAAUCAAAUAAAAGUUCAUUUGACAAAAGAGAAAAAAAAUAUAACUACUUUAUAGUAUUCGCUGGCCAUAUACUGGAAGAAUAUAUAUCUUUUUUAUUAGAUGUCGAUUUAAACAUUUUUGUAAAUAUUUUAAAUGAUACUAUAAAAUUAAAAAAUUUGUGUACAAAUAUUUUUUUUAGAUUGAAAAUAAAAAUAAUACAACAAGUGAAUGAAUUUCUAAAGAAUACCAGUAGAAAUGUAAUUACUAAAUAUUCUCUAUUUAUUUAUUGUAAUAAUGGUUUAGUAGAAAAUUUAGUAGAAAACAAUAAAGGAAAUAAGAAAAAUAAUCUAAAUGAACUCAUUAAUAAUAUAUAUGAUGAAGUAUUGCAUUCUUAUUAUGUAAAAAUGUCUUUAUUUAAUCUUGAUAGUUCCAUUAUACAUACAUUAAAUGAAUUAGAUAAAAAAAAUGCUAAUUGUGAGGAUGCAAUAUUUAGAGGUAUACAAAAAUUUAGAAAUAUUAACAAUUCUAUUUAUAAAGAUGAUGCAAAAAAUUCAAUUAACUUUCAUUUUGAUAAAAUAUUUUUCGGUAAAAAUAAAAUAUUACAUCUAUUAGAAAAAUUUACAUAUAAAUAUUUAAGUAUUAUAGAUUAUCAGAAUUCUUACAAUGAAUCAAAAAAAAGUCAAAGUUUGCUUAUAAAAACUGAAUAUUAUAAAAUUAUGCAUAUUUUUUAUCUUACUAUAAAGGAAUUAACACACUAUUAUAACGAAAUAUAUGUAAGAAAAAACAAAAAUUGUUUUUUAGAACAAAAAGUAGUUGAAAAUGAUGACGAGUCUUAUAUUGAAAAAAAGAUAAAUGAAUUAAUAGAUUCCAUAAUAAAAACAAAAAAACAAAAUAAUUAUAAGUCAAAAAUAUACAAAAAAAAAAAAUUCACCAUAUUACAUUAUAAUGGUAAAAAGACAACAUAUAAAUGUGAUAAUAUGCUAUUAGAUAAUAUUAGAGAUAUAUAUACAAUGAAUGAUAUAAUUCAAAUUAUUGAAAAUAGUCAUAUGAAAUUUUUAAAAAAUAUAUUUUUUAAAGAUACUAUUCCAUUAAAAGGAUUUAAAAGCAAUUAUUUGUAUGAUGAAAUUUGUUUUUUUAUUAACACAGUAACCAAUACUUAUGAAAAAUUUUAUAUUCUUGUUUUAAAUGAAAAAGAAAAAAAAAACCAGGAUUUUUUUCUUCCUAAAUAUAUUUCAAAUUUUGUAAAACAUAAUGAAUCACUUACAUUAGAUAAUGAAGGAAUUUCAAGUUUACGUAGUAAUAUUUUCAAAAAUAAUUUUUCUCUUUCUUUAAAUAGAUUAUUGUCCAAUAAUAUGAAACUUAAUAAAAAAAAAAUUUCAAAUGUGAAUUAUAAUCCUGUAGAAAGCAUAAUGAAUUUUAGUGAAUUUAAUAAAAAAAUAAGUAAACAUCACAUUACAUCCGUAGUUAAUAAACUAUAUUUAAAUGAUAUUUUUAAUUAUCAAUCAAAAUAUUUAUAUUAUAAUUUAACAUAUUUAUCUUUUAUUAAAAAAUAUAUAUUGUUCUGUAUUCAUUUUAGCAAAGAUGAAGACUUAAUAAAACUUUUAAAUUAUUAUGAAUUAAAGCAUAAAAAGGAUUAUAAUAAAGAAAAUGAAUACUCCAAUACAUAUUCUGGUAUAUCAAAGAAAUCAUUAAUUAAUGAUGAGUAUAUUUAUGAAAAAAAUAAAACUAUACAAAAUAAUAUAAGAAUGGAUAGCAGUGAAAACAAGUUUAAUUAUUUAAAUAAUUUAUCUAUUCAUGAAUUAGAAGAUUUAUGUAAAAUAAUUUUAUAUAACUUUAACAUAUCUGAAAAUACAUUUUAUUUUCAGAGGUACAUAUUUAUAAGAAAAUAUGUAUAUUUUAUUUUAGAAAAUUUAAAAAAUGAAUAUUUAAAAUCAGUAGUACCACUUAUACGAAGGAUAGAAAAUAGCUAUAUAUCUUAUAAAUAUAAAAAAUCUAAAUUAUUAUAUAGACACAAAAUUAAGAUAAUACAAAAUUAUAUGCAAAAGUUUCUUUUUUUUUAUAAUUAUAACAAAAUACAAAAGCAAAAAAAUUUAUUAGUAUCUUUUUUGAUAUUUUAUAGCUUUAUAGUUAGGAAUAAAUAUUUUGGAGAAACCAAAGAAACAUUAGAAUUAUCUAGAGAAAAUUUUAUUAAUAAAGAAAAACAAUUAAUUAGACAUGCUUCUUGUUUAUAUAUACAAGCAUGGUUUAGGAAAAUAAUACAGCAAAGAAAAUAUAAAGAAUUAAAAUUAGAAUUAGCACAAAGAAAAGCUAUUGAAAAUAUUAGUGUUGUUGUUAAGACUUAUAUAACACAAUUAAAAAUGGUAAAGAAUAUAAAUGAGGUAAUUAUUCCUAACAGAUGUGCUACUUUAAUUCAAUCUUAUUUUAAAAAAUAUAUGUGUUUAGUUAAUUUUCAGAAAAAGUUGUUUCUGAAAAUAUGCUUUCUAUCUAUAAAAAGAAAAUAUAUGAUGUAUUCCAAUGUAAUUACAAAAAUGAAUUAUCAUUAUUUACUAAAAAAUAUUUAUAAUAGAAGUAUAAUCAAAAAACAAUUUAAAAUUCCUGAAGCAGUAGUUAAAAUACAAAGUAAAUAUAAAAGCUAUGUUGUUAAAAAGCAAUAUAACCUUCUAAUAAAUGCUAUAUACUUUACUCAAGCAUAUAUUCAUACUAGCUUAGAAGCUAUAAGAUAUAACAAAAUUAAAAAAAGCAUAUAUAAAAUUCAAAUUUGGUGGAAGAAUUUCAUUAAGUUAAAAAAAGUUUUUUCUGCUUUUCAUUUAAAUAUAUAUAGUAGUGCAUAUGAAAAAAAAAAAUACUAUUUUUUACAAAAAAGCAACUUUCCAAAUUAUUAUUAUUAUAUUUUAAAAGAGCAAAAAGCAUUAAAGUUGUUAACUUAUAACAUUUUGUUAAAACAAUGGUAUUUUUUUUAUUUUAAAAAAUUACAAAAAAAAAAUCAUUUAUUUAAUAUUGUAUUUAAUUUAAAAUUAUAUAAAAAUAUAUCUUAUUACUACAUGCUUCCAUGGGCAUACAAAAUAAAUUCAAUCCUAAAAAUAAUUCAUAUGAAGCAUAUGUUUCAGGAGUCUACAAACAGUAAUCUAAAAACGUUGUUUAAUAUUCCUGUUUUUGAAUCUGUUCAAAUUUUUGUUGGAAAAACUCAUACAAUUCUUUUAAUUAAUCAGAAAAUGAGUAGUGAAGAAUUUACAUAUAAUGAAGAUAAAAAUAGUAGACAUUAUUAUUCUAAAUUUGUUUACAGUUGUGGGUCUAAUGAUUAUGGUCAACUUGGUUAUUAUAAUUUAUAUGAAAAAAAUUCUAUGUAUUACAUGAAUAGUUUUCCAAAGGGUUUCGAUAAUGAUACAAAUGAGAAAGAAAGAAGAAUUAUUAUUAUUACAGAGGAAAAUAUUCAAAAUAAGAAAAAAUCAUUUGAAGAAAAAAUUAAAAAGGAUAAUAAAAAAUUCCAAAUAAAUGAUCAAACAGAAACAAAAACAAAAAAAAAUUAUUAUGAUAUUAAUGACAGUCAUAGUAAUAAACGUAGUAGUAGUAGUGAUGGUAAAAAAAGCUUUUCCCUAAACAGUUCUAUAGAUAAAUAUUUUAGCAAAGAUAAUAAUUCUUAUAAUUAUGAACUGAAUAAGAAAAAAAAAAAAGAUGUAAAAAAUAAAAAGAAAUUUUAUGAUAGACGUCUAAAAAAUUUACAACAUUUAAUAUUUCAAUAUGAACAGAAGUACACCAUUUCUAAAAGGUAUAUAACUCAAACUUAUUCAGAAUUUUUAAAUGAUAUAAGUGAUUAUAAAAUAAUACAAAAAAAAAAUAAAAAUGGAGAAAUAGAAAAAGUAAUCCAAUUUACAAAGGUAAUAAAUGAAACAAAUAAAAUUAAUUAUAUUAGUUGUGGUUCUGAGCAUACAUUGGCUUUGUCUGAAAAUGGGAAUGUGUAUUCAUGGGGAAGCAACGCGUUUGGUCAAUGUGGUCAAAAAUAUGAAAAAGCUAUAAUUAGGUAUCCAAAAAUUAUUAAGCAUUUUUUAAAAAAUAAAAUUCUUAUUAAAUAUAUAAAUUGUGCUUCAUAUCAUAGUGGAUAUAUUUCUAGCACAAAUGAUUUAUAUAUUAGUGGAAAUUUCUUUUUUAUUAAUUUAAAAUAUUUUAAUAGUAAUAUUUAUGAACCUACAUUUUUAAUUUCUGGAUGCCUUACUAUAUUAUGUAAAGAUAGCUUUAAUAUUUCCUUAAGGACAAAUAAAAAUUCUCUAUAUAUAUGGGGCAAUAAUUACAAAUGUAUAUUAGGAUUAAAUAAAAAAAAGUUGGUAAAUCUUGAUGAAAUAUCUGUUUAUCCAUUAACUAAAAUUUUUGUUAAUAUUUAUGUAAAAAAAAUUACAUGUUCAGAUAAUUUUGUCUGUAUAAUAACUAAAAUAAAUGCCAAAAAAUAUUCUUUAUUUAUGUGGGGUCAAUUCUCUCUUAUAGAAAAAAAAGAAAGCAAUUCAUUAAAUGUAGCAACAAAUACUAAUAUAUUUAAUAAAUUUAAAAUUAAAACAAAUAUAGAAAAUAGAAAAAAUGAAAAGAAAAAUGGAAAUGAUGAACAAAAUAAUAUAAUUGAUAAUAUCAAUUUAAAAAAAAAAAAAAUAUUUAUAGCUAGUCCCACACCUGUUUAUAAUGAUUUAUGGGAAAACAUCGAAGCUAUUGAUAUAUGCUGUGAUUUAGAUGAAAUUUUGGUAUUAAUGAGUAAUUUGUGUUUAUAUGGAUUUAAUUCUGUGGAGGUUUUAAAUAAAGAAAUUAAAAAAAAUGAGGAGAAAGAUAUGACAUUUUAUAAUCCUUUUAAAAAAAACGAAAAAGAAGAAAAAAAAGAAAAAAAAUUAAUUUAUGAAGAACCAGAAAUAUAUGAUAAUAUUAAUUUCUUAAAUCCAUCGCUUUAUAUGUUCAAAUAUUUUAAACCAUCAUAUUUUAAUAUAAAAAAAAUUAAUUGCAGCUAUAAUAAAAAUAGUUUAUCAAUUAUGAAUGCAACAAUGGGUGAAUAUGAAUUACCUAAAUUUAAUGAAAAUAUAGAAUAUAUCACACCAUCAGGAGAUAUUGUAAAAUUUCCUGAAAAGAUAAAAGAAGCUAUUUUAAAAAGAGCUGAGAAUGAAUCUAAUAAAUGGAUAAGAUCAAAAGAUGAUCCUUAUAUAAAUCACUUCUUAAUAAAAAAUACAAGCGAUUCAGAAGAUUAA